Messenger RNA from Oncorhynchus tshawytscha (Chinook salmon), 2943 nucleotides. Its product is annotated as myotubularin-related protein 4. Lineage: Eukaryota; Metazoa; Chordata; Actinopteri; Salmoniformes; Salmonidae. The record is from RefSeq and is a predicted model, not a curated record. The coding region runs from base 463 to 2943 and encodes 826 amino acids. Gene Ontology annotation, biological process: dephosphorylation; regulation of autophagy. Gene Ontology annotation, molecular function: phosphatidylinositol-3,5-bisphosphate 3-phosphatase activity; protein phosphatase binding. The transcript is spliced from 16 exons.
UAGCAUCAGGCAAUUCCUGCUCUCUGUUUCUUUCUCUCCUCUGUCUCUCCUCACACUCACGGCAUCCUCAUUUUUCCGCUCACGUCUAGUAAGUUCACCUGCUCUCCCUUUCUUGUCCUUCAUCCUCCUCUUUGUGGGCUAUUUCAGUGGACUCUGUGUGUUCUUAUGGACUAUCAUUCGCUUCCUCCCAACCUGGUCUGAGCAACAGGGGGGCUUUCCAGGCACCAGCACUCCCUCUCUCGGUUUUCAUCCCCCUCACUGGGGGAGGGGGGGGGGACUAAGGGUGGGGGUGUAUAGCACCUCCUGGGGCAGUGUGGGGGUAAUACGGAGGCGGAUAGGUGUGGAGGGAGUAGGAGUGUUGAGGAUGGUAAUGCCGGCCCGUGGCUCUCCCUUCUUCCUGCUGCUACUGCUUCUCUGUAGGCUGUGUGUCUCAGGGGCACAGCCCUGCUUCCUCUUCUCGUCAUGAGCCUUGCAGCAAGGGUCUCCUGCUCUGUGCUCAACUGCUUUGGUGAAGAAGGACCCCCCAGUCUGGAGUAUAUCCAGGCCAAGGACUUGUUCCCUCCGAAAGAGCUGGUCAAGGAGGACGACAGCCUCCAGGUGCCGUUCCCAGCUCUGCAGGGGGAAGGGGUGGAGUAUCUAGGCCGAGCCGAUGACACCAUCAUCGCCAUCUCCAACUACAGGCUCCACAUCAAGUUUAAGGACUCCAUUAUAAAUACCUAUCAAGGUGUGGACAAUCAUAUUUCUGUGCCUCUGAGGCUCAUAGAGAGUGUGGAGAGCAGAGACAUGUUCCAACUGCACAUCAUCUGCAAGGACUCCAAAGUCGUCAGAUGCCAUUUCUCGACAUUCAAGCAGUGCCAGGAGUGGCUGAAGCGUCUGAACCGGGCCGUAGCCCACCCUGGCAGGCUGGAGGAUCUGUUUGCCUUGGCCUACCACGCCUGGUGUCUGGGGGGCAGCGCAGACGAUGAGGACCAGCACCUACAGCUCUGUAGACCAGGUGAUCAUGUCCGUCAGAGGCAGGAGAUGGAGGUGAGGAGGAUGGGCUUCGACAUGCAAAACGCCUGGAGAGUAUCCGACAUCAACCUCAACUACAAGUUGUGCUCCAGCUACCCCCAGAAGCUGCUGGUGCCAGUGUGGAUCACAGACAAGGAGCUGGAGAGUGUCGGCUCCUUCAGGUCCUCCAAGAGGAUCCCUGUGGUGGUCUACAGGCACCAGAGGAAUGGGGCAGUGAUCGCCCGUUGCAGCCAGCCAGAGAUCAGCUGGUGGGGCUGGAGAAACACAGAGGAUGAAUACUUGGUCACCUCCAUCGCUAAGGCCUGUCUGAUGGACCCAGGGGCCAGGGUCACCUGUGGGGCCGCAGCCUGCAGCCGGCCCCGAGGGGAGGGCCCAGACAGCUCCGACGGCGACUUUGACUCCUCUCUGACAAGAUGUUCAGGCCCUGAUGCCAACGCUGCGCCACAGAAGCUUCUCAUUCUCGACGCCCGCUCCUAUACCGCUGCAGUGGCCAACCGCGCCAAGGGAGGUGGCUGCGAGUGUGAAGAGUACUACCCUAACUGUGAGGUGAUGUUCAUGGGCAUGGCCAACAUCCACUCCAUUAGGAACAGCUUCCAGUCCCUCCGAACAGUCUGUAGCCAGAUCCCUGACCCUGGGAACUGGCUUUCUGCUCUGGAGAGCACCCGUUGGCUGCAGCACCUAUCCGUCAUGCUGAAGGCUGCCACUCUAGUGUGCUCUGCGGUGGAAAGGGAGGGACGUCCUGUCCUGGUGCAUUGUUCAGACGGGUGGGACCGCACCCCACAGAUUGUGGCUCUUGCCAAGAUCUUGCUGGACCCCUUCUAUAGGACACUAGAGGGUUUCCAGGUACUGGUGGAGACAGAGUGGUUGGACUACGGUCAUAAGUUUGGCGAUCGCUGCGGUCACCAGGAGAGUGCUGAGGAUGUGAGUGAGCAGUGUCCUGUCUUCCUACAGUGGCUAGACUGUGUUCACCAGCUGCUCAAACAGUUCCCCUGCUUCUUCGAGUUCAACGAGGCAUUCUUGGUCAAGCUGGUUCAGCACACAUACUCGUGCCUGUACGGGACGUUCCUGUGUAACAACGGGCGGGAGAGAGAGGCUCGCAACAUCUACAAACGCACCUGCUCCAUCUGGUCUCUGCUCCGCACCGGCAACAAGAACUUCCAGAACUUCCUUUAUAUUCCCUGUCAUGAGAUGGUGCUGCAGCCGGUGUGCCACACCCGGGCCCUGCAGCUGUGGACGGCCGUCUACUUGCCCACCUCCUCCCCCUGCACCGCUGCCGAGGACGCCAUGGAGCUCUACCUGUGCCCCUGCGCACAGGGAGAUGAGCUCACCUCACAAUCUCUCGACAGGCUUCCUAAGUCUCGCUCCAUGGACAACCUGGUGUCGGCCUGUGAGAACGGGAUGGCCCUCACCCGCACCUCCAGCGACCCCAACCUCAACAAGCACUGCCAGGAGGGCCGUACUGCCCAUGGCUUGGAGCCUAUGGCUGCUAUAGGAGGAGGGGCUGAACCCGAUAGCCCUGAGGACGUCAGCCCUGACACGGGAUUGGACGACAAUGACUCGGAGGUGGAGCCUGUCACUCCGACUCCUCCUACCACACCCUUGGAGAUGGAGCCAAGGGAAGAGGGAUUUGAGGAGGAGGAGUUGAGGGAGGAGAUUUGUCUGACGACACAACCUCUGCCCUACCUGCCCCUCCCCCCCGUCACUCUGGAGAAGGGCUUCCCCACCCCACCCCUCUCCCCCUGCCCACACCCAUUCUCCUCCAUUCCCUCCCCCAGACCACCAGCCCCCAUUGCCCUCCACCUCCCUUGCCACAACAGGCGGCUGACAGCCGCUACAGGACUGCUGAGGUCACUACCCACACUGCCCGGGCAGCAGAAGCAUGCCUACCUUCCCCACCUGCUUGGAAGGGCCAACUACCGGCAGCUGUUCUGA